Molecule: messenger RNA, 1285 nt
Organism: Phyllotreta striolata
Lineage: Eukaryota; Metazoa; Arthropoda; Insecta; Coleoptera; Chrysomelidae
Source: the annotation of a GenBank genome assembly
AGUAGAAUACACGCCGAUAUGAUGGAUGAUAAAAGUGUUGAAUUGAUAAAUUGGUUCAAAGAAGCCGUAGGUACUGAAGAAUGUUCAGUGAAAUUGGAGGGAAUGAAAGAAAAAGGUGACGGUUACAUGUCUGAUAUUAAUUUCGCUAAAAUUACGUUAAACGAGCCAAACCAAAAUGGAAAGGAACUCUACAUGAUCGCCAAAGUGAGCAAAAGUGGUCCGGAAAUGCGAAAGUUCGGGGAAGUUCUGUGUAAAAGAGAAGUAGCCUUUUACAAGGAAGUCGUGCCACUCUUUAAUGAAUUCCAAAUGGAAAAACUCGUAGAUGAGCCGUUUGAGGCGCUUCCCAAAUGCUACAAAACCAUCGUGACCGACCAAACUGAAGUUAUAGUACAAGAGAAUUUGAUGAAAAAGGGAUACAAAUUGCACAACAAAAAAAUACCUAUGAAUAUGAACCACAUAAAAUUGGUAAUGAAAAAUUACGCCAAAUUCCACGCUAUAUCGUUAGCGCUAAGAGAACAGAAACCCGAAGUCAUGGCACCAUUCGAUGAGAGCUUCACAAAUUGGUUCGUGGAACAAAUUGCUAUGUUUGAACCUAUGUACAAAAGUACAGUGGAUAAGAUAAUUGCGAAUUUAAAAGAAAUGGAUAGAAGUGAUCUCGCAAAAAGGUAUGAAAAACUCGUGGAAAGAGGUGUACCCAAUAUGCUUACGGAUCUCAUCAAAGACAUGCCUGAAGAAAGAGUUGUUACACACGCUGAUUGUCAUAAUGGAAACUUCCUUUUUGAGUAUAAGGACAAUGACGAUGAAAACCCAACAAAUGUGGUGAUAAUAGACUUCCAAAUUUCCUUCAUGUUCUCACCCAUUAUAGAUAUAUCAUCAUAUUUGUACUGUGGCGCAUCCAAAGUGGAAUUGGACCAACUGGACUAUAUCCUAAAUUACUAUCACAAGGAACUAUCCUCGUUCCUUUCAAAAUUAGGCAGUAAUGCCGAUGAAAUAUUCCCCGUGGCGACGAUGUGGGAGCAUUGGGAAAAAUACUCUUUCUACGGUUUCAACGUAGCUUCGUCCCUUUUGGAGCUGCUAUUUGUCGAGGCAGACGAUGCUCCGGAUUUCGAAGUUGAAUCGAGUAAGGGCAUGGAAAAAUUUGAUAUUAACGUUAAAGACCGUAAGCCGUAUUUAAAAAGAUUGGUGGAGAUUGUUGAACAUUAUUUGGAUGUUCAUAAUGUACAUUAAAAAUUUCAGUUUCUAAAACUGUGUAUUAAAACAAUUUCACAUUAAAUAAUAAGUUACG